AUGAGAGAUCAUGGCCGCCUUCGGGCUCCUCAGCUAUGAGCAGAGACCUCUCAAACGGUCCCGCUUGGGGCCGCCCGACGUCUACCCGCAAGACCCCAAGCAGAAGGAGGAUGAACUUACUGCUGUGAAUGUUAAGCAGGGUUUCAGUAAUCAGCCAGCCUUCUCCGGAGAUGAGUACGGAUCUGCUAGGAAUAUUGUCAUUAACCCUUCAAAGAUUGGUGCUUAUUUUAGCAGCAUAUUAGAAGAAAAGUUAAAGCUUAAUACUUUCCAGGACACAGGAAAGAAGAAACUGCAAGUCAAUGCCAAAGACAAUUACUGGCUAGUUACUGCUCGUUCCCAGAGUGCAAUUCACAGUUGGUUUGCAGAUUUAGCAGGAAAUAAACCACUGACUAUCCUAGCAAAAAAGGUUCCAAUUCUCAGUAAAAAAGAAGAUGUUUUUGCUUAUUUAGCAAAAUAUUGUGUGCCACUAUUGCGAGGAGCAUGGCUGAUCAAAAUGACAUGUGCCUAUUAUGCUGCCAUUUCUGAAGCUAAAAUCAAGAAACGCCAGGCUGCUGAUCCAAAUCUUGAAUGGACUCAGAUUUCAACCAGAUACUUACGGGAACAACUGGCAAAGAUUGCAGAUUUUUAUCACAUGACCUCAAGCCAAGGCAGCAACUCUGUAGCUGUGCCUCCCGAGGUGGAACAUGCCCUGAAGCAGUGGGAAUAUAAUGAAAAGUUGGCAUUUUAUAUGUUCCAGGAAGGAAUGCUUGAAAGACAUGAAUAUUUAACAUGGAUACUGGAUGUCUUGGAAAAAAUAAGGCCGACUGAUGAUGAACUUCUAAAACUCCUCCUACCGCUAAUGUUGCAGUAUUCAGAAGAGUUUGUUCAGUCGGCCUACCUGUCGCGUCGCCUUGCUUAUUUCUGUGCCAGACGUGUCUCUUUAUUGAUAAGCGACAGUCCUAACCUCAUAGCUGCCCAUUCGCCUCAUAUGAUGAUUGGACCAAAUAACCCUCCUCUAGCAGCUCCAAGCCCUACUACAACUGGUUCUGUGGUGAACCCUGCACACCUAGCCUGUUCGGAUUUCCUUUCCUGCCCACAACAUCGUCCACUUGUAUAUGGACUCAGUUGUAUGCUGCAGACUAUAACUCUCUGUUGCCCAAGUGCCUUGGUGUGGAACUAUUCCACAAAUGAAAGUAAAAAUAUCAAUCCUGGUUCACCUUUGGAUUUACUUCAAGUUGCUCCAUCUAGUUUACCUAUGCCAGGAGGAAAUUCGACAUUCAAUCAGCAGGUUCGCGCAAAGAUUUAUGAAGUAGAGCAGCAAAUAAAACAAAGAGGCCGUGCUGUGGAAGUGCGGUGGUCGUUCGACAAAUGCCAAGAGUCAACUGCAGGAGUUACUAUCAGCCGAGUUUUGCACACAUUGGAGGUUCUGGAUAGACAUUGCUUUGAUCGAUCAGAUUCCAGCAACUCAAUGGAAAGUCUUUAUCACAAGAUUUUCUGGCCAAACCAGAAUAAGGAUAGCCAGGAGGUUGCACCUAAUGAUGAAGCUGUGGUAACAUUGCUUUGUGAAUGGGCUGUGAGCAGUAAAAGGUCUGGCAAGCACAGGGCAAUGGCUGUGGCUAAACUGUUGGAGAAGAGGCAAGCUGAAAUUGAGGCAGAUCGGUGUGGUGAGGUAGAAGUCUUGGAUGAAAAGGAAUCCAUUUCUUCAGCAUCACUUGCUGGAUCCAGCCUUCCUGUUUUCCAGAAUGUCCUUCUUAGGUUUUUAGAUACCCAAGCCCCAUCAUUAUCUGACCCAAACAGUGAAUAUGAGAAGAUAGAAUUUGUGAACCUGGUGCUGCUUUUCUGUGAAUUUAUACGGCAUGACGUUUUCUCUCAUGAUGCUUACAUGUGCACUUUAAUAUCGCGUGGAGACUUAUCUGUCACUACAGCCUCUAGAUCACGCUCGCCGAUGGGGGAAAAUAUGGAGGAACGGUAUUCUAGGGAACAAGAUGUGAAAUUGGAGGAGCAUAGUAUUAUGGAACAUAUGUACAUUGACUCGGGAACUACUAAUAUUUUUGAUGACGUAGACAAGAAUGACUUUAAGACAGACUUUGGUUCGGAAUUUCCAAUUUUUUCUCCAAUGCCUGGGGAGUCUUGUGAGAAUCUGAAUUCCAUAUCCAUAUUAGACAGAAGAAUUGCAAUGAGUAGUGAAAAGUCUAUGAAGAGGGAAAAAGUGAGGGAGUUGAUCUUUCCAUCAAACUAUAAUCUUCUUCGCCAUUUGCAAUAUGCAACACACUUUCCUAUACCUCUGGAUGAAUCUUCAAGUCAUGAAUGUAACCAGCGCAUGAUUCUUCUCUAUGGUGUUGGCAAGGAACGUGAAGAGGCAAGGCACCAGCUGAAGAAGAUUACCAAAGAUAUCUUGAAAAUCCUAAAUAGGAAAAGCACUACCGAAAUGAGUGCUGGAGAUGAAGGUCAGAAGGUCAGAAAGAACAAGCAAGAAGCAUUUCCAACGUUAGAGACUGUGUUUACAAAACUGCAGCAGCUCUCAUAUUUUGAUCAACAUCAAGUGACAUGUCAGAUCUCUAACAAUGUUCUGGAACAGAUCACUAGUUUUGCUUCAGGCACGUCGUACCAUCUUCCAUUGGCUCACCACAUACAGCUUAUCUUUGAUUUGAUGGAGCCUGCUCUAAAUAUCAAUGGGCUUAUUGACUUUGCUGUUCAGCUGCUGAAUGAGCUGAGUGUGGUGGAAGCUGAGCUUCUUCUAAAGUCAUCCAGCCUGGCAGGAAGUUACACAACAGGGCUGUGUGUUUGCAUUGUUGCCGUGCUGAGGCAUUACCAUGCCUGCCUCAUUUUGAAUCCAGACCAAACUGCUCAGGUUUUUGAAGGAUUAUGUGGUGUUGUCAAACAUGUUGUUAAUCCAUCCGAAUGCUCUUCCCCAGAAAGAUGUAUUUUAGCCUAUCUCUAUGAUCUCUAUGUCUCCUGUAGUCAUCUCAGAAGCAAAUUUGGAGAUCUUUUCAGUAGUGCCUGUUCAAAAGUAAAGCAAACGAUCUAUAAUAAUGUGCAGCCCUCAAACUCCAACUUGUUAUGGGAUCCAGAAUUCAUGUUGGAUUUUAUUGAGAAUCCCUCCAUUCACAGCCUCAACUAUUCAAUGCUGGGCAAAAUCUUGAGUGACAAUGCACCGAGUCGCUAUAGCUUUGUGUGUAAUGCACUAAUGAAUGUAUGCAUGGGACAUCAAGACGCAGGCAGAAUUAAUGACAUUGCCAACUUGUGUGCAGAGUUAACGGCUUGCUGCACAGUGCUAAGCUCAGAAUGGUUAGGGGUCCUGAAAGCUCUUUGCUGCUCUUCAAACCACGUCUGGGGAUUUAAUGACCUUCUCUGCAGUGUGGAUGUGAGUGACCUGUCAUUCCAUGAUUCACUGGCCACCUUUGUUGCAAUCCUCAUAGCCCGGCAGUGUUUUUUCCUCGAGGAUGUAGUUCAGCAUGUCGCACUUCCUUCUUUACUUACAGCAGCUUGUGGAGAUCCAGAUGCUGAACCUGGGGCAAGGAUGACAUGCAGACUCCUGUUGCACCUCUUUCGAACACCUGAGGUUCCCCUGCUGCCAACUGGGAAAUCUUUCCCAGGAAUUCGGUCAUCUUGUGACCGUCGCCUCUUAACUGCUGCUCACAACAGCAUUGAAGUGGGAGCUGUGUUUGCUGUUCUGAAAGCAAUCCUGAUGCUUGGUGAUGCUGAGAUUGGAAGCAACAGCAUCCCCUCCUUGAGAAAGUCAGAUUAUUCAGUGCGAAGACUGCUAGGUGAUCUUAAUGAUGAUGAGAUCUGGGAUGCUGCCUCACAUUCUUUGAAAUCAUGUGGAAAACCUAUCUCCAUAGAAACUGCUAGCCUCAGUGAAUAUGCUAGAUAUGUGCUAAGAAGUAUAUGCCAGCAGGAAUGGGUGGGAGAACACUGCUUGAAAGAACCCGAAAGAUUAUGUACUGACAAAGAUCUUGUCCUGGACCCAGUUCUUUCAAACAAGCAAGCACAGAAAUUGUUGCAGCUUAUCUGUUAUCCUCAUGGUGUUAAAGAAUGUGCAGAGGGUGACAAUCCUCAAAGACAACACAUCAAGCGCAUUCUUCAGAAUCUGGACCAGUGGAUUCUCAGGCAAUCAUGGUUGGAACUCCAACUGAUGAUCAAACAGUGUAUGAAGGAGCCUGGUUCUGGGUCUGUGGCUGAAAUGAACAGCUUGUUGGAUAAUAUUGCAAAGGCGACAAUAGAGGUGUUUCAGCAAUCCGCUGAUCUAAACAAUAACUCUUCUAACUCUGGUAUAGGCCUCUUCAAUCCAAACUCUGUUGGAAAUGCUGACACUCAUAUUACAAGGCAGAACAGUAAAAAGACAUUCCUAAGUUCUUCUGAACGGCAAGGUGUGUGGCUAGUGGCUCCCUUGAUCGCAAAGCUGCCUACUUCUGUUCAGGGCAGAGUCUUGAAAGCAGCUGGAGAAGAGCUAGAGAAAGGCCAGCAUUUGGGAUCAUCUUCAAAGAAGGAGAGAGACAGGCAAAAACAAAAGAGCAUGUCUCUUUUGAGUCAGCAACCUUUCCUUUCUUUGGUACUUACUUGCCUUAAGGGACAGGAUGAGCAGCGAGAAGGGCUUCUAACAUCUCUACAAAAUCAAGUUAAUCAGAUAUUAAGCAACUGGAGGGAAGAGCGAUACCAGAAUGAUGUUAAAGCUAGACAAAUGAUGCAUGAAGCCUUGCAACUCCGUCUUAAUUUGGUGGGAGGAAUGUUUGACACAGUGCAGAGAAGUACACAGUGGACCUCAGACUGGGCACUUCUGCUCCUCCAAAUAAUAACAUCUGGAACUGUGGAUAUGCAAACCAAUAAUGAAUUAUUCACAACUGUACUUGAUAUGCUGAGCGUAUUGAUUAAUGGAACUUUAGCUUCUGAUCUAUCAAAUGCAUCCCAGAUGGGAUCUGAAGAGAACAAAAGAGCAUACAUGAAUUUGGUGAAAAAGCUCAAAAAAGAACUAGGAGAUAAGUGUUCAGAAAGCAUUGACAAAGUUCGUCAACUUCUGCCCUUGCCUAAACAGAUGUGUGACAUUAUUGCUUGUGAGCCUAUGGGAUCACUAAUUGAUACGAAGGGAAACAAAAUUGCUGGAUUUGACUCCAUAGAUAAGAAACAGGGGCUUCAGGUCUCAACUAAACAGAAAGUAUCCCCAUGGGAUUUAUUUGAGGGCAACAAGAAUCCUGCCCCACUGUCCUGGGCUUGGUUUGGAACUGUCCGCAUUGAUAGGAAAAUUAUAAAAUAUGAAGAACAGCAACACCUCCUCCUUUAUCACACACACCCUAAACCCAAGCCACGAAGUUACUACCUCGAACCUUUACCUCUUCCUCCUGAGGAGGAGGAGGAGGAAGAAGAGCCCACCACCCCUGCAUCUCAGGAACCAGAAAGAAAGUCAGCAGAGCUGUCAGAUCAGGGAAAACCUUCAACAGAUGAAGAAAAGAAGGGAAAAGGCCGGAAAAGAAAGACAAAAUCAACUUCCAGAACUGAUGAUUACCCUCAGAACAACAUAUACAGAGUGCCUCCCAAUUAUUCACCAGUUUCUUCUCAAAUGAUGCACCAUCCUCAGUCAGCAUUGUGGGGCUACAAUGUUAUGGGACAACCCCAACAGACUAGCUUCUUUGUCCAGAACCAGCAUCUUCCACCAGGUGGCUCCAGAUUGGAUCCUACAGGCUCCUUUAUCCCAAACAACACUAAGCAAGUGCUGUCUAACAUGCUGCAGAGGCGCUCCGGCACCAUGAUGCAGCCACCAACUAUUCAUGCAAUUACCUCGCAGCAGCAGCAGCAGCAACAACAGCUGCUCCAGAUGAAGCUGCUCCAGCAACAGCAGCAACAGCAGCGGCUUCUAAGGCAGCAAGCCCAGGGUCCGACAAUUGAUCAGGCUGCUAUUUUUACUCAUCAAGUUCGGCCUUCUUCUCAACUUCCACAAUAUCCAGGGAUACAGCAGGCACAGACCAUUCCUCACGGCUAUACAAUGUAUGGCACUCAGAUGUCAUUGCAGUCACAGCAGGCUGGGGGUAUAGUCCUUUCACCUACCUACAACCCCCGGGCAUAUCAAGCAGCUCAUUCAAACUCAGCUCUAAUGGAAAGGCUAAGGCAGAUGCAACAGCAACCCAGUGGGUACAUUCAUCAGCAAGCAGCCGCCUACCUUCAACCUUUAACAGGCAAUCAACGAUUGAGUCACCAGCCUUUGCAGCAGAAUCCCUUAGUUGGAGGGGCGCUUGAUGCUAUGCCAGCCACAGCUUCACACCCAAACCUUAACUCAGUUCAGAUGCCUCAGGAACAGAUGAGACAGAGACAACAACAAAUUCGACAACAGAGACUCCUUCAGUUGCAGCAGCAGCAAGGACAGCAGCAGGCUCUUAAUCUCCAAGCAAUGCAGCCUCAGCAACCUUUGUUUCCAAGGCAAGGCUUGCAGCAGACACAACAGCAACAACAGACAGCUGCUCUUGUCAGACAACUCCAAAAACAGCUGUCAAGUAACCAGCCACAACAAGUUGUGAACCCAUAUGGUCACCCUUCACACUUCUGAGCCUGGAAGAUGGACGUAAAAUAAAGUGUUUGCACUGAAGAAUAAGAGUAACGAAGUUGAUGCACUUAUUUUUUUCCCUCAAUUUUUUUGUGCUGCAACUGAUGUGAAUAUAUAAGGAAUAGGUGAUUUUGUUUGUUUGUUUUGCAUUUAAAUAAUUAUGAAUAUAUGGAUUAUGUGGGAUUAUAUGAAGAACGUUGCUGCUGCAAAAUAUAUGGAUUUGGUGCUUUUAGGGUAUUAAUACUUUUUCCCAAGAGGAUUAAAAUCCUAAAUUUCUUUUUUGUGGAAAACAAGGUUUCUUUUUUUAUUUGUCCUUCUUAAGAACUGCACUGGACCAAACUACUGACUAAACAAGCACCUUUUUUUUUCUUCCCAUAAGGGUGUUCCCUCCCCCCCUCCCCACUUACUAGUUUUUUGGUAAAAUGUGUAUUGAUUUCAGUCAUGUUAAUUUUGAUCAUGUUUGUAGUUUUCAUAAGCACUUUAUAAAAUCUAUUGUCUUCAAAACUCCUUAUCCUCCCCUCCCCCGCUUCCAUUGUGAUAAUAAAGUUCUGAAGGAGGAUCCUUACCUGUAUCCAUAACCUUUCUAUGAAAAUGCCAUAGUUCAACAAUAAUAAACCUACUGGAUUUUCCUCUCAGUGGCAAGAGGACCUUCGAAGGAUCAAUACCAGUAAUCAAAAUGAGUAAUCGCUCUACACUUUGCUCAGAUAGAGGUUCUAGAUGCUCCUGGAGAAGCCACAAA
Elgaria multicarinata webbii is the source of this 7250-nucleotide messenger RNA. It is a transcript of the gene MED12L, whose product is annotated as mediator complex subunit 12L. NCBI's taxonomy places the organism in Eukaryota, Metazoa, Chordata, Lepidosauria, Squamata, Anguidae. Gene Ontology annotation, cellular component: mediator complex. Gene Ontology annotation, molecular function: transcription coregulator activity; beta-catenin binding. The coding region runs from base 11 to 6514 and encodes 2167 amino acids. The transcript is spliced from 44 exons. The record is from RefSeq and is a predicted model, not a curated record. Gene Ontology annotation, biological process: regulation of transcription by RNA polymerase II.